Messenger RNA from Capsaspora owczarzaki ATCC 30864, 1661 nucleotides. RefSeq lists its product as hypothetical. Gene Ontology annotation, cellular component: membrane; cytoplasm. NCBI's taxonomy places the organism in Eukaryota, Filasterea, Ministeriida, Capsasporidae. The transcript has 9 exons. The record is from RefSeq and is a predicted model, not a curated record. Gene Ontology annotation, biological process: membrane protein intracellular domain proteolysis; regulation of response to endoplasmic reticulum stress. Gene Ontology annotation, molecular function: metalloendopeptidase activity. Bases 72 to 1562 code for a protein of 496 amino acids.
CGUAAACUUUACUUGCUCGGCAGUCCAAAAAACAAGGGGGAGGGGCGGUUUCACUUUCAAUCCCCUCAAAAAUGUCGCUCGCUCAGACCUCGGUCGCUCUGGCCUGUGGCUGGGCGGCCAUCCUCGGCGCCCACACUGUACUCAAGCGCUGCAUUGGGGAGCCGUACAAGGCGCUGCUCGCUCGCCUGGGCAUCAGUCUGAGCGUCGGGCAGCUGCGCAUCCACUCGAACGCACUCAACCGCUGGUUCAUGGCAGUCGGGCGCAGGUUUGCCCGGUUCUGGUCGGCGUGGUUUCUGCUGUCGGUCGGCUUUGGCUGGCUGGGCAUGCUGGGUUCCAUUGCGCUGCUCACAGCCAACCUCAUCCAAGCACUCGCCCCAAGGACAAUCCUCGAGUCGGACGUCCAAAUGCUCAGUCCGGUUAUUCCAGGCGUCAAUGUCCCAACCAACCAUCUGGCGUACUACUUUCUUGCAUUGGCUAUCAGUGGGUUUUGCCAUGAAGCCGGGCAUGCUUUAGCUGCUGCGAGCCACUCAGUCACAGUGGAAGGAUUUGGCGCAUUCGUAACCGUUCUUUAUCCUGGGUGCUACGUUUCGCUGAAUGACGAUCAAAUGAAUGCCAUUUCCCCACUGCGGCAGCUGAAAAUUUACUGCGCCGGAGUGUGGCACAAUGCUAUGGUUGCAUUGCUAGCUGUGAUUGGGCUCAUGUCCAUCACUGUGCUAGUCUGGCCGGCGUUUGCUUACAACACUGGCGCAUUAACGGUGGUCGAUGUGAUGGAGGACUCGCCGCUUUACUCUUCGCUGCAUAUUGGCGAUCGAGUGCGGUCGAUUGACCGAGUUUGCUCGCUCUCGUUGCGCGGUGACUGGGGCCGCUGUCUCACUGAGCGACGGAGCGUCCCGGUGGAAGCAAAAGGAUAUUGCAUCCCAGAGAACGAUUUGCGUGAAUGGGAUACAGCAGUGCGACCUUGGCGAGACGGUAAUCGUCUCUGGCAGUGCUGUACGAUCGACGAACGCGGGCAGACAGAGAGCACCUUGUGCUUUCAGCACGAUGCUGAUGUUUCACUUGUUGCUGGGACAGAUGGUGUCUUGCCACCGUUGGCGUGCCUCCCAGUCCGCCGCAGCAUUCUCGACCGAAAUCGAUGCACGAGCAAGGCGGAUUGCACACCAGGGAGUGUCUGCAUUCACGUCGAAGGCGAGUCCGAGCAGCAACAGCUAAUCACUCUCGAAGUUGAAGGACGGGCGCCAGUCAUGUUCUUGGGUGAUCCGUAUGUUCUAGCCUACACGGUGCAUCUGAGCGAUUAUGCGCCGCGAAUGCGUUACUUUUCUGCUCAAUGGCCGAUUCGACUUGAAAUGCUACUGCGCUACACGCUGUCUCUGUCCGCCGCGCUGGCAUUGUUGAACAUGCUCCCGACUUACUAUCUGGACGGGCAAUGGGCAUUGUACGCUUCGGUUGACUUUUUCCUCGGUCGGAUUGUGCCUCAAAGUCGCCGGCUAGCAAUCUGCAAUGCAAUUUUGAUCUUUUCGCUCGUCUUGUUUGUGGCCAAUAUGCUCGCGAUGGCGCUAUUGUAGCAGUGAUUGCAACUGUCACUAUUACUUUCGUUGGGUUGAUUCUCACUCCUGGCAGCCGCCAUGGUGUUCAGACUAAUACACAACCUAAUCAGCAACACC